UCAAACACACUAGGGCAUUUAUGGAGGAAGUGCCAAAACUCUAUAGACGAAACAGCCAAUAACGAGUGAUCUUGUGGACUAGAUUCCGUGUUUACAGGACGAUACAGUUGAUAUAGUGUAUGCAGUAACAUGGACAGUGACAGUAAACCCACGUUUGAUCCUAAAGAGCACCAGCAUUUGAGGUACAAUCCCCUACGGGACUCCUGGGUCCUGGUGUCGGCCCAUCGGAUGAAGCGUCCAUGGAAAGGACAGGUGGAGAAACCGCCAGAGGACAACGUCCCACGAUAUGACCCAAACAAUCCCCUCUGUCCCGGCAGUGUGAGAGCCAAUGGAGAGGUGAAUCCUCAGUAUGACAGCACGUUCAUGUUUGAAAACGAUUUCCCUGCUCUUCAGCCAGAUGCUCCAGACCCUGGUUCAGAUCAUCACCCACUUUUCCAAAGCAAAGCAGCCAGAGGUGUUUGUAAGGUCAUGUGCUUUCACCCCUGGUCUGACAUCACCCUCCCCCUCAUGCAGCCCCCAGAGAUUCGCAAGGUGAUAGACAAGUGGGCAGAGCUGAUUGAAGAGCUGGGUGCUACAUACACAUGGGUGCAGAUCUUUGAGAAUAAAGGAGCCAUGAUGGGCUGCUCAAACCCUCAUCCUCACUGUCAGGUUUGGGCAAGCAAUUUUCUUCCCAAUGAACCGGCGCUGGCAGAGCGCUGUCAGAAAGAAUUCCUGCAGAAACACGGAGAGCCCAUGCUGGUGCAGUAUGCUCGAAUGGAGGCAGCAGCACAGGAGCGUGUUGUAGUGGAAAAUGAACACUGGUUGGUGGUGGUGCCGUAUUGGGCGACUUGGCCCUUUCAGACGCUGUUGUUGCCAAGACGACAUGUCCUGCGUCUUCCUGACCUCAACGCCCAAGAGAGAGACAGUCUUGCAUCCAUAAUGAAAAGGCUCCUGACGAAAUACGACAACCUUUUUGAGGUCUCCUUCCCCUAUUCAAUGGGAUGGCAUGGAGCCCCAACAGGAAGUCAUCUACAGGAAGAUAUGAGCCACUGGCAGCUACAUGCACACUAUUACCCUCCUCUACUGCGAUCCGCCUCCAUCCGCAAGUUUAUGGUUGGCUAUGAGAUGCUCGCUAAUGAACAGAGAGAUCUGACACCUGAACAGGCUGCAGAACAGUUAAGGAAGCUGGGAGAGGAACAUUAUAAGAUGAAAAAGACAGAAGAGGGUGGAGAUAUGGAGAAAUAAAAGAGUGUGACCUGUUGACCACCAUCUAUCCAAUGGUCAAAUAAUAAGAACAUAAAACUGUUUGAAACAGAUGGGACUGUAAGAUGACUCUUACUCCAUUUUAGUUCAGAGUUUAAGUUUAGAACUAUUAACUACUUUUUGAACCACAUUUAUUUUGUUCUCAUUCAAGUUAGAGAUUAAACAUGGCACACAUUUUGCAAGUUGGAAAUGAAAAGAAUCUUUGUUUUUCUUUUUAAUAAUAAAGUCAGCUUUUCCUCUUUGGCGAAAUAAAUUUUGGAAGGUAAUAUACUAACAAACAAAUGUGAUCCUGCCUUUCA
This is a messenger RNA of Myxocyprinus asiaticus (Chinese sucker), 1541 nucleotides long. It is a transcript of the gene galt, whose product is annotated as galactose-1-phosphate uridylyltransferase. Gene Ontology annotation, biological process: beta-D-galactose catabolic process via UDP-galactose, Leloir pathway. The record is from RefSeq and is a predicted model, not a curated record. The transcript has 11 exons. Gene Ontology annotation, molecular function: UDP-glucose:hexose-1-phosphate uridylyltransferase activity; zinc ion binding. Lineage: Eukaryota; Metazoa; Chordata; Actinopteri; Cypriniformes; Catostomidae. Gene Ontology annotation, cellular component: cytoplasm. The coding region runs from base 130 to 1224 and encodes 364 amino acids.